Messenger RNA from Argiope bruennichi, 3168 nucleotides. RefSeq lists its product as uncharacterized. The record is from RefSeq and is a predicted model, not a curated record. The coding region runs from base 1 to 3168 and encodes 1055 amino acids. Lineage: Eukaryota; Metazoa; Arthropoda; Arachnida; Araneae; Araneidae. Gene Ontology annotation, molecular function: zinc ion binding; nucleic acid binding. The transcript has 2 exons.
AUGGAAGCACUAAUUCAGAGAAGAAAACCUAUUAGGGCAUCUUUUUCGAGAAUAUGUAACGGAAUUAAACUUGAAAUAGAAAAAGAAAUCCCGGACAAAGAAUUUAUAAGAUCAAAAUUGACAACUUUAGAACGUUUAUCGGACGAACUUCGCUCUUAUGAUAUUCCAAUUUUAGAUUCAGAAUAUUCUUCUGAAGAGCAGUUUAACAGUGAAUGGGAAAGCGUCGAAGAAUACAAGGAAAAAUUAGAUUUGAUUAAAGUUAAAGUUGAAAUUUUCUUUUCCCGCCAACUUGCGCAAUCCGUCGCCAGUGUGUCUCCAAACUUAAACAAACGAAAACUCAAGCUGCCUGAAAUAGUAUUAAAACAAUUCGGUGGGGACAUUAAAGAUUGGUUGCCAUUUUGGAAGCAAUUCCAACGAAUUCAUGAUGAUAAAGAAAUUCAAAAUGAAGACAAAUUCCACUAUUUAAUCCAAUAUACUAUACCUGCGGAAUUUUAUAUACGAGAAUUGUUAAGUCUAAUUAUUAAAAAUGUAACUGAGCAAAGAAAAAGGUGUAGUGUGUCCGAGCUGUACGACAAAUUAGAAUCCUAUUUGCGAUCGUUAGAAUCAAUUGGAAUGACAAGCGACAAAUACUCUGCCAUGUUAUUUCCACUCGUUGAAUCGUGUAUUCCUGAGGAGUUAUUAAGAGUUUGGCUGAGAAAUCAUGCAUCAAUAAUCACAGAAGAAAAUACUUAUUCCGAAAAAUUAAAACAAUUAUUGUUAUUUUUGAGAAAUGAAGUUGAGGGAGAGCAGAGAAUUUCUUUGGCAAAAGCUGGGUUUAAAUUUGAUUUUGGUGCACGAAACAAAGUUAGAAGGGAUAAAAGGUUCCAAAAUGAAGAUUCUGUGCCUACUGCGAAUGAAUUAUUCUCGGGCCAUAAGAAAACAUUUAACCUUGGGGAAAAGAACUCUUGCAUUUUUUGUGAGAAACAACAUGAAAGCCAAAAUUGUUUUGUGGCUCAAAAAAUGACUUUAACUCAAAGGAAUGAUGAAAUUAAGAAGAGGAAUGGAUGUUUCAUCUGCCUAAAAAUUGGACAUAGAGCCAAGCAAUGUAGGUCAACUGUUCGAUGCUUGAUAUGCUUAAGAAGACAUUGGGCUGUAAUGUGUCCAGACUUACAAACAUGUAAAAAGAAAGAUGAUGAUAAAAUUAAGGAGGAGGAUGCACAAAAGAUAUCUUUAGCAAGUACCAGUUUUAAUUAUCCAUAUGAAGUGUAUCUUCAAACUUUAUUAGUGAAUAUCGAAUCUAAUAAAAGGCAGAAAAUUGUAAGGGCACUUAUUGACACUGGAUCACAGCGUUCAUAUAUAUUAAAAGGAACGGCUGAAGAAAUUGGGUGCCAUUCAAAUGGAACAGAAAGUUUGAUUCAUGCUCUUUUUGGAGGAGCCACAACAAAGAGAGAAACCCACAAACGUUAUGAAGUGUCUCUUAGUAGCCUAUAUGGCAAUUAUUCUAGAAGAUUAAACCUUUUGGAACAAUUAAAGAUUUGUGGACCAGUGACCACUUUGCAGCCUGGACCAUGGAUAGAAGAAAUGAAACAAAAAGGUAUCACUGUCUCUGAUGUUGGGAGAAAAGAUUUGAAAAUAGAAAUCCUUAUUGGAGCAGACGUCGCAGGUGCAUUGUUAACGGGAAAAGUUCACAAAUUAGAAAACGGAUUGGUUGCUGUGGAAUCUUUGCUCGGAUGGACAGUUAUGGGUAGAAUAAAUUAUUACACUUCAGAAAGUAAUGUGUCUAUGUCCUCCCUGAUAACGUUCAUGGUGGUUCACAGUAGCGACAUAGAAAACUUGUGGAAACUAGAGGCAUUGGGAAUUACAGAUUCCAAAGAAAAUAGAAGUGAUGUCGAAUUACAAGAAGCAGUAGGGGAUCAUUUUCACAAGACCCUAAAAAGAUCAGAGGAUAGAUAUGAAAUCUCUUUACCUUGGAUCAAUGAGAAAGACAAAUUACCCAGUAACAGAGAAGUAGCGAAAAAAAGACUAAUUUCCACGACAAAGAAACUCAUGUUAAAAGAUAAAACAGAAGCUUACAAUGCAGUGUUCGAAGAAUGGGUUAAAUCUGGAAUAAUCGAAGAAGUACCAGAAGAGGAGAAAAGUGUGCACAGCCAUUACCUUCCACACAGGCCGAUAUUCAAAGAGAACUCUACAACAUCCAUAAGACCAGUUUUUGACGCUUCGUGUAAGCAGAAGGAGUUUCUUUCCCUUAACGACUGUCUUGCAAAAGGUGAAAACUUAAUUGAAUUAAUACCAAGAUUGCUUCUUGAUUUCAGACGAGGAAAAAUAGGAGUUAUUUCAGAUAUCAAAAAAGCUUUUCUUCAGAUAUCUAUUCAAAAAAAUGAUCCUGAUUUUCUGAGAUUCCUGUGGUGGAAAGACUCUGAACAAAAGGAAAUAAGAGAAUUUCGACACUGCAGAGUAGUUUUUGGAUUAAAAUGCAGCCCCUUUUUAUUAGGUGCAGUGAUUAAUUCGCAUUUGGAUCAGUGUGAUAUUUCUCUAAAAGAAACAGCUUCAAAAUUGAAAUCUUCAUUUUAUGUUGAUAACUGUGUCACCUCAGUCAAUUCGAAUGAAGAAGCAGAAGAUUUUAUUACAAAGUCAACUCGAUUGAUGGCAAGUGGUAACUUCGACUUGAGAGAGUGGGAGCAGACAGAGAAGGACAAUGUGAAAUCGACAAUAAGUGAACCACUAAAAGUUCUUGGUCUUAUGUGGGAUAAGUUUGAAGAUUCACUGUUUUGUGACAUACCUAAUAUCGACUUAGAUGACAUCAUAGUGACAAGACGAAACGUGUUAUCAAUUGCACAGAGAAUCUUCUACCCAAUCGGUUAUAGCUGUCCUUUCACGCUUCGACCAAAAAUAUACUUGCAAAAUAGUUGGGAAACUAAAUUAAGCUGGGAUGCAGGGCUGCCUGAGGAAAUCAAAAGAAAAUUCUUGAAAUGGGUUAAGGAAUUGCCCUUGUUAGCAUCAGUAAAUAUUCCUAGGCAAGUUACUCAGACCGAUGGGCAGUCUUUUAGCCUCCAUACAUUUUCCGAUGCUUCACAGGGAUCUUAUGCGAGUGUAGUAUUUUUAAGAAGCCAAAAAUCAAAUGAAGUCAAAGUGACAUUAUUGCAAGCUAAAGCCAGAGUAGCUCCGUUGAAGAAAAUAACUAUACCAUGA